Danio rerio (zebrafish) is the source of this 1856-nucleotide messenger RNA. Lineage: Eukaryota; Metazoa; Chordata; Actinopteri; Cypriniformes; Danionidae. The record is from RefSeq and is a predicted model, not a curated record.
GUUGAUUCUUUUAGGAGGUUGUGCUUCCGCAGUUAGUGCUUCCCGUUGAAGCUGUAAGGAAAAGAAAGAAAAACAGGAAGGUCGUGAUCUCGCUUUUUCAAGCAAAAAGGACAGUCUCGCAGACAGACAACACGUCUCAAAAUCCGCCGACGAACAUGAAGUCUCUGCUGACACUGUCAGUGUUUUUGGUGCUCAUAAAGGAAGACAAUGGACAGAAACCAGUAGUGUCUCUCCGGCCGAGAUUCCCACAGGUGUAUGUUGGAGACGACGUCACUCUCAUCUGUAAAGGAGGAAGCAACCCAACAAAAUGGGUUAUUAACGGAAUAGAACAACCCCAUCAGAAUGAUGUAAUGCUUCUUACCACAGUGACACCACACAACAAUGGGCAAUAUGAAUGUGAGCAGAACGGAGAGAAGAGUGAUCCGGUCCCCCUCACUGUACUGGUGCUGGAGGCUCUUGCUCAGCUCUCCCCAUCUGUAGGAGGCUCUGUGAUAUCUAAAGGAGAAGGAAGAAACCUGGUGCUGCAGGUGGACGAUGCUGAAGAACUCCACAACUGGAAGUGUUUUGCGUUUCGUGGCAAGAGGGAAUUCAAAUUAGAUAGAAUUGAUGUUAAUAAGAAGUUGAAGAGGGCUGUUAUCUUUGCAGAACUCAAAGAUGCAGAAAGAGCCACUUUCUGGUGCCUGAAUAAAAACGCAACACAUCGAAGCAAUGCGGUGACACUGAAGAUUACAGAUAAACUGGUGAUGUUGGAGCCUCCAGCUGCUCCAGCACUGCUGGGUGAUUCUGUGGCUCUCAGGUGUGUGGCCUGGGGUGCAGAGAAAGUGGAAAAGGCAACUUUCUAUAAGAAUCAAAUAGAAAUCCCAGACAUCACUGCAGAUACAUAUAAUAUCACUGCAACACCAGAAGCUUCCGGCACGUACCACUGCCACGCCACCUACAGGCACAGCUACAUCAGUGCAACCGCUGCAGAGAAGGAGGAAGAUUCUGAUGCCCAGGAGAUCAAAGUUAUAGAAGGACCUCCUGCUGCAAAAAUGUCAGCAUCUGGGCAUACCCUAGAGUGUUCAUGUCCUAAUUGUUCUGAUGUCUGCAAGUCCUACUACUGGUAUUACACACCAUUUAACGACAGGUAUAGCCGCAGCAGACUGUCUGAAUACGGGAAAAAUAUUUAUGCAAGAGAAAACGGACUCUACUGCUGCCGGAUGAACUGUGGAAAAGGUUUCUCCCGUUUCAGCCAGCUUUACAGCCACAGAGCACGAUCUGAGUCAGAAAAUCUGUGGCCUGUCGUCCUGGCGGUACUUCUGUUGGUGCUUGUGUUGUUGAUCAUAGUGCUGGUUGCGGUGAAGCGAAGAAGACAAGGGGAAAGCAGCAUUCAAGCAAUCAAAGAUAAAGACAAAACAACAGGUGGAGAUACUGCAGUUUUGUUACACUCUGGGUGAGAGCACGGGCAAAGACAAGACUGAAGAAGGCACAGGAGGAGGCGGUGUACCACACACUUUCUUCAAAAUUUCUUCUUUUGUGCCACUUGAGGUUUUAACUUGCUAUAAAUUUUGGGCAAAUUAUUAUAUAUUAUAAGAUGAUCUUUAUAAAUCCUUGCCUAUACUAUUGCUAUACAGCCAGUGAAGGUUAAUAUACGGCCACUUCUCUCAAUUUUUUUUUUAUUCUCUCAUUCUUGUUUGCUUGUCCUCAAGCCAUCUAUGUAUAAGAUAUAUUGAACAAGACAAAGGAUUUUUCCAAAAACAAUUCCUUCUACUGUUUUUAUCUGUCCAUUUAUCUGACUAUACAUAUUUUUAAAGGCAGGUUUAUUAAAAUUUGUCAUUUGUCCUGCACUGAGCAAUUAAAUCUAGUCAUUUAAAAAA